Messenger RNA from Coccidioides immitis RS, 192 nucleotides. RefSeq lists its product as uncharacterized. The record is from RefSeq and is a predicted model, not a curated record. The transcript is spliced from 2 exons. Bases 1 to 192 code for a protein of 63 amino acids. NCBI's taxonomy places the organism in Eukaryota, Fungi, Ascomycota, Eurotiomycetes, Onygenales, Onygenaceae.
AUGAUCUGCAAGGCACGAAAACUACUCCGUACAAGGCUAUUUGUUGCUUGUGACGGUGGUUUCAUCAAUGACUUGCAUGUAUGGACAGAUCUGUUGGAGAGCAAUAACAUCAUGCGCGCUGAGGUGCCACUCUUGCAUAGCGGGAUGCAGGAAAUUCCAGACCUGCAUCGAUGCAGGCGCUACAAAACAUAA